This is a messenger RNA of Gadus chalcogrammus (walleye pollock), 16992 nucleotides long. Its product is annotated as atlastin-2-like. The transcript has 14 exons. The coding region runs from base 102 to 1970 and encodes 622 amino acids. Gene Ontology annotation, molecular function: GTPase activity; GTP binding. The record is from RefSeq and is a predicted model, not a curated record. Gene Ontology annotation, biological process: endoplasmic reticulum organization; protein homooligomerization. NCBI's taxonomy places the organism in Eukaryota, Metazoa, Chordata, Actinopteri, Gadiformes, Gadidae.
AAGCCGUCCCAGAUUCUGGUUGGCAGGAGCUCGACGAGCAGGCUACAGAAAGACGCUCCUGACGUCAGCCACGUUCAAAUUCAGUACAUACAAGAUCCAAGAUGGCGGAGGUGAGCGGGCUGAGGAAUCGGAACCCCUUUGAAUCAAACUGUCAACCCCGAACAUUUGACAAAGGUGUUACUGAGGUAGGGGAUGUCCCGACUUCCCAUCAUAAACCCAGGCCACCCAUGGCCCUACCUGAAGACCUGGAGGUGGAGGAGGGUGGAUUGACGCUGCAGUCCCAAAAACUGACCUUGAAAUCGGGUACAGAUGGAGCCACAACCCCCUCCCCUGAUGAAGGUUUUCAGGAAGAGGAGAAGAAGGUUGCAGCGAAGGAAGCGGCCAGGCCCAUCCAGAUCGUCCUGGCCAAUGAAGAGGAGCACAGCUUUGAGCUGGACGAGGCGGCUCUGGAGAACAUCCUGCUGCAGGACCACGUGAAGGACCUCAACGUGGUGGUGGUGUCGGUGGCUGGGGCCUUCCGCAAGGGCAAGUCCUUCCUGUUGGACUUCAUGCUGCGCUACAUGCAUAACCCGGGCGAGUCUUGGAUGGGGGGUGAGGAUGAGCCUCUGUCAGGCUUCUCCUGGAGGGGAGGCUGUGAGAGAGAGACUACAGGCAUCCAGGCCUGGAGCGAGGUGUUCGUGGUUGAGCGGUCAGACGGCAGUAAGGUUGCAGUACUGCUCGUAGACACACAGGGGGCGUUUGACAGCCAAUCCACCAUCAAAGACUGCGCAACUGUGUUUGCCCUGAGCACCAUGACCAGUUCUGUACAGGUGUAUAAUCUCACCCAGAACGUCCAAGAAGAUGACCUACAGCACCUGCAGCUGUUUACAGAGUACGGGCGCCUGGCCAUGGAGGAAAUCUACCUGAAGCCUUUCCAGUCCCUGAUGUUCCUGAUCCGGGACUGGUGCUAUCCCUAUGAACACGGCUAUGGCCUAGAGGGAGGCAAUGCCUUCCUGAAGAAACGGCUGCAGGUGAAGCAGAACCAGCACGAAGAGCUGCAGAACGUGAGGAAGCACAUCCACUCUUGUUUCUCCAACAUCGGCUGCUUCCUCCAGCCCCACCCUGGCCUCAAGGUGGCCACCAACCCAUACUUUGACGGUAGACUCAGGGACAUCGAUGACGACUUUAAGACUCACCUGGCGGAGCUGGUGCCUCUCCUCCUGGCCCCCGACCGACUGGUGGAGAAGGAGAUCGGCGGGAACAAGGUCACCUGCAGGGACCUGGUGGAGUAUUUCAAGAGCUACAUCAAGAUCUACCAAGGAGAGGAGCUGCCUCAUCCUAAAUCCAUGCUACAGGCAACGGCAGAAGCCAACAAUCUGACUGCGGUGGCCGGAGCCAAGGACCUGUACGGGAAGAGCAUGGAGGCGGUGUGCGGCGGGGACAAGCCCUACAUCGCGCCGGCCGACCUAGAGCGCUGCCAUGAGGAGUUCCGCGAGUGCUCGGUGCGCCACUUCCGCUCGGUCAAGAAGAUGGGCGGCGACGAGUUCUGCCAGCGCUACCAGAGCCAGCUGGAGGGGGAACUGGAUGAGGUCUACGCCAACUUCACCAAGCACAACGACGGCAAGAACAUCUUCUACGCCGCGCGCACGCCGGCCACCCUGUUCGCCGUCAUGUUCGCCGCCUACGUGGUGUCAGGCGUCACGGGCUUCGUGGGACUAGGCACCCUGGCGGCGCUGGCCAACCUGCUGAUGGGCGUGGCGCUACUGUCCCUCUGCGCCUGGGCCUACGUCAAGUACUCCGGGGAGUUCCGCGAGAUUGGCGCGCUCAUCGACCUGGUGGCGGAGAACCUCUGGGAACAGGUGUUUUCAAGGCUCAGGCAGCCGAUCGAGGGAGGCCUGGCUCAGCCCGCCUCUCUCCUCUGCUCCCUCUCGCCGGGCGGAGCAAUGGGCUCUCUCGCAGCGCUACUCAACAACCGCUCCAAAAAACACUAGCUGCCUCGUUCUGGUGUUUUUUGUUCCUGGUCACAGAGACUGCUUCCCAAGCUUUCUGUGGUGUGCUGACUUCCUCUGUGUCCACAUUACACUUCUCUGCUUUGCCUCGGCUGCUUUGUGCUCGCCUUGCGGUGUUGAGGCGCCAGGGGGGCGUUCUGUCUGCAGGCAUUUACCUCUGAACCCCUGAAUACGGACCAAAACAGGCUCUCCUCAGGACCUCCCGGACAUGCACCUUGCCUCACGGUUUUUAAACCCCUAUUUUGUGAUGGAUGUGAUUUGGUGGGUUGGGUUAUGGUUGUUAAUUAUGUGUUUUUGUGUCCGUUGGUUGUUUGAAUUUUUAUGCCAUCUUGUACAUAUAUUUCCGAUUUGGAAUGCAUUUUGGAUUGCAGAGCACUUCUUAGUUUUCCGCCCUCAUUUUUGUAUCUUUCAGUUCCUUAACCACACUUCCACUUAUUUUUUUCAGUUCCUUUGUCCUUGUAAUCCGUUAGCACACUUUUUCAAUUACUUGUUUCUUAAAUUCAUAUCCACAAUUAUAAGCACUGGCUCUCACCCAAAAUAUCCUUUCCUCACCUUUUGCUCUGCUCCUCACCCUUCCCCUUUCACCUCCUGCCUCUCUGCCCUCCUCCCUCUCCUCCUCCUCCUCCUCUCCUGCAGGUGUUGAAGCCACUUAGCGAACAUUAUAUGGAGGACAACGUCAGACAGACGGUGGUGAACUCUCUGAAAGCCAGCUUGACGGAGCCGGCGUCUCAGCACGGCAAGCUAAAGGCUCACUGACCCGGCCGGCUCUGACCCGCUUCCCCGCUCCCCUGUCCACCACCACCCUCACCUUGUAGAUAUGCGUGACACAUCCUAGGACUGUUGAACUGUUCACAACCAAAGUAUGAUCCGCCUUCCCCCGUCAUGCUUUGCUGCAUGCCAGUCCCUCCCGUUUGAAGUGUCCCAAUACUGUAAGCAAAAGGACCCUUUGAAAAGGGCUUCCCUGCUGGCUGCGCUCUGCUGCCCCCGGUGGUUGGUGGGGUGAAAUUGGCAUGCCGAUCGCAGCCUCGGAGCAAAGCCGAGAAUGGGUCGCCUCGAACCAAAAUAGGAGUAUAAAAAAUGUCUUGGUCUUCUCCGAUGUGCCAUGCUAACAGCGGCUCCAGCUCCACAGGUUAACACUGGAAAACCCGCCGUUUGCAGACGCGCGCUACGUAGCAACUGUACACUGUGUGUGCCCCGUUUCUGACAUCCAGCUCGCUAGCCCGCAGCGUAAGGACUCGGCGGUAAUUCAGGGAUAGCUGUGUAAUGUCCGAGGCAGACUUGAGACUGUUCAUAUUUUUACGCUGAUGAUAGCAGUCUCGGCAAUCGUCUUCCGUCAGUUAACACAAACAAUAUUCAGAGCUGGACAUUUACUUUGAUUUGACCCUGUUCGGUAUGGUUAUUUGAUCUAAUAUUUAGAUUAUAUCAUGGUAUAAUUCUUUCCCUACAGUUAAUUGUAGCUACAACCCUAAGCCUCUUUACAGAAGUUGGAUCUAAUUUUAAUUUUAUUGUCUGAUUAAACAAUCAAGCCCUAUCUGAACUGAAAGGCUGUGUGGAAAUAUAUUUUACUUUUCUCAGAACUAUUACAGGGAAAAGGCAAUCAUGUUUUUUCACAAUUUAGCUUUUAAACACUAUGGCAACACAUGAUGGUUAAUUAUAUAUUUGGGCUAGGCUCGGCUUCCCUCUGCAACUGUACCCAGUAUCAGUCCAUCCCCAUGGAUGACUAGUUUUGUCUUUAGUGGUGGUAGACCGGAACGGGGCCUGUACCAAGCAGUCAGGCUCUUCCGAGCGGCUUAUAGCAGGAGACAUGAUUUUAUUUGAGCUUGGUAUUUAGUGUGCUUCCUGCCAUUGUUUGGACUCUGCAUGGUGUUAAGAGCUAGGGAUGUACCCACUGUAGUAGCCAGAAAGAAAAUGGCAUCACACAUCCCUUUAUCAAUGUCUCGCCGUCUUUCACCGAAGCCUCAACAUCCCACGCCGUGGCAAGGUUUCCUGUAGACCCCUGGCCUCACCGGUACUUUGCUGCUUCUCACCAUUCUCUCUUGAGAGUAUCUGCCUUCAGCCUGUAGGUUGCUGUCAUUUCUUCUGUUGUUUCAACAUUGUCUUGACUUCAUCUGAGCAUUUUCCUGAAAUCCUAGAUAUGGAUGAGCUCCGAACGGCUGGAAAAUCAAGAGCUCUGGGUUUCAUUUCAUCAUUUGUUUAUCAAGAUUUCUCUUCAAAGUGUAGGUCUUGCUCGACACUGUCUUAUCCCUUGUGUUGUGAUGCUGAUGUCCUGUUGAUGAUGUUGGCUGUAAUCAGGAGGGAUGGACAAACUGACUCACCUGGGGUCAGCUCCAUCACAGCCUCAUGUGUUCCAUUCAAAGAUUCCAUCCACAACCGGUCUUGUAGGUUUUAUGUGCACUUAGUACAAGUAGGGCGUGUAUGUGAGAUCAAAUAUUGAAAUAAAAUGUAUACAUUUUAUAGAUAAUUUCAUUUGUUAUUUGAAUUUUAUCAGCUAAAACUGGUCCAUUUUGAUUUUCUCAAUUUUCAGCUGUUUGGAACAUGGCCAGAGAAUAGUUUUAAUAUUUGUUGGAAGCGCCUUUUUGUUUAAUGUAAUGAUCGGUUAUCUUCAUAACUGCCUUCAAAUACAUUUCAUGUAAUUUAUUUUUCAAUAAAAUCUGUGUUUACCUUAAUUAUAGAUACAAUUUUGUCGGCCUUGUCUUUAUCAGCUGCAGGUUGUAAAAUAGAUUUUAAGAUGCUCAAUUCACCAUGGACCAUUGUUGCUUAUCCCAUAUUAUUGUAGGAGUGUUUUGGGAAAUUCUUGCAUGGAAUUGUACGUAUUUGUUGUAUAAUGAGCCAGUAAAAGUAAAAUAUGUUGUGCCCUACAACAUGGUAGGCCCAUAGUAUUUAGCAAGAGUGAUGGUGUAAUUUAAAAGAAAGUGGAUGAGAUUCUUAGCUCAGAAGUGCUCAGACACAGGAACAUGUUUCCGCAUUCACUAGGCUGGACAACGUUGUCCGGAUGGGGCUUGCAAAGAAGCCCUCAUAUAUUGCGUACGGUUGAAAUCCUUGGCUGAUCUCAUGUUGAGAGCAGUAAGAGUACGUUAUAACUGCAACUUUAAAGCAUUAAUGAAGUGGCAAAUAGUGUAUGGAGCAUUGCUCUGACAUUAGUACUUGUAAUCCAUAGCAAUAAGUUAGAAGAUAAAUUAGUAAGAUGUGUUAAUGGUUUGAGGUAAUGUAUGCAAAACCAACAACUUAAAUUUAUUUUUAAAGUUUGGAAAUCAAUGUAUUUCCAUGAUUUCAGUUAAGGUGAAGUCUAUGCCUUGCUAAGAUUGUACUCAUUACACUUAAAGGCUGGAAAUGCCUCAAGUACCAUUGCAGCACUACCAAUGCUCACAUAAAUCUCAUGUUCUCCCACAAAAGUCUUAAUGCUUUCUAAGGACGUGAAUUGUCCAGUCAUUUAUAAAUGCUGAGUGACCUGACUUGUCAUUAGUGUGAAGUUGAGGUUUUGGGACUUGGAACCUAUAAGUUUAAUAAUUUUUUGCUAGUUUUCUACUGAUGAGUACUUAUUGAUAAAUACCAGUUUAUAUUAGCACAUACAUAGCACACAGUUUGUAUGAGAAAUAAGUAUAUCAGGAACCUUGUAUAAUGCAGUCUAUAUCAACCAACAUCUUGCAUUAUGUGGAUAUGAUUUAUUAAUUAGGCUAGAGUAAUUAAGCGUUAUACCUGAUUGUUUCAAUUGUCUCACAGUUUGUACUUGUAUUCAUACGAGUCAUGUAAAUCAUUGCAUUUGUUUGAAGUAUUAAAGGCGCACAUGAUUUGAGUUUAGCUGACUGUUUAUCUUCUCACUCUCACAGGUGUGCCGUUGAACGAAUACACGCUACUAUACUCGCUCAAGGAAGUCUCGCUCCGAAAUCUCGUCCAAUUCAGUAGAAUCUUCACCCAAAUGUUUCAGUGCUAAACUGUGCUUCUUGUAGUCCCCAUUAGUCCCUUAUACCAAUGAUACCAAUGAUCAGAAAAAAUGAGUAAUUUGUAAUUCUCCGGGCAUAUUUUUGGGUUAAUUAAUCCCAUUGGGGGCAGUGGGAGGGGCGUAAACUCUACAGGGAUGAGAACAAAUACCGGUGGUAGUAGUAGUCUUCUAAUAGUUAUAAUAGUUGUAUUAGUCCAUCAAUCUAGUUCCCAUGAAGGUGAAUGACCAAAACAAUGUACUGGUUUUUAUAUUUAAAAAAAAAACAAGCCUUUGGAGAAAAUUAGUUAAAGUGAAUGAGUGCAUGACUGAUACCACUAAUUAAGAUAAUAAAAUAGGCCUACAACACAGGGAUUGUAAGAUGAUAAGCAUGCAAGUCUUUGUAAAUGGGGAAAUAAAAAACAGUGAGAAGCAGAGGGCAACAAAUUAGUUUUAGGAAGAAACAAAAACAGUGAAGGGGAGUUUAUGGCUGACGGCGUGGAGCUGGUAAAAACAACCUUAUUGACAAUUUUCCCCUCAAACUAUAAAAAUAAAUUAAUUUUUGUAUUUAUGUUGGAUUGGAUUGGAUUCACUUUAUUGUCAUUGUGCAGAGUACAACGAAAUGAGGUUUUGUGACCAACCGGAAGUGCAAAGGAGCAGUAAAGUGCAGUUUGUACAUGAAUUAUCAGAGAAUUAUCAGAGCAGCAUAGAGUUACAAUAAGUGCAGUAAAUAUAAAUAUAGUAAUAUAAAUAUUCAAGUAGAGGGAUAAUUGUUCAGUCAACUAGCAUGGAUAUAAAUAGAAAUAGAAAUAAAAAUAGAGUACUAUGGGUGUUGAUACAGGGGAUAUGUAAAUUCAAGUAGAGGGAUAAUUGUUCAGUCAACUAGCAUGGAUUAGUGCAAUGAAUGGCCGCGGGGGGGGGGGUAGAGUUUAGGAGGGUGACAGCCGCAGGGAAAAAGCUUCCCCUAAACCUGCUAGUCCGGGUCCGGAGAGACCUGUAGCGCCUCCCAGAGGGGAGGAGGGUGAACAGUCUGUGGUUGGGGUGAGAACAGUCCUUGCAGAUGCCACGCGCCUUUCGCAGGCAUCGCUUGUGCUGGACAGCCUCGAUGGAGGGGAGUGAGGAACCGAUGAUGCGUUGCGCAGUUUACACCACGGUCAGAGACAGAGCAGUUGCCAUACCAUACUGUGACACAGUUGGUAAGGAUGCUCUCAAUGAUGCUGCGGUAGAAGUUCACCAGGAUCUGAGGAGACAGAUGGGCCUUUUUUAAUUUCCUCAAGAAGAAGAGACGCUGGUGAGCCUUCUUGAUCAGCUUAGAGGUGUUGAGGGUCCAAGAGAGGUCCUCUGAGAUGUGGACACCUAGGAACCUAUAGCUGGUGACACGCUCAACCUCCGUCCCGUUGAUACGGAUGGGGGUGUGUGUGCCACCUCUAGACUUCCUGAAGUCGACGAUGAGCUCUCGUCUUCUUAGUGUUGAGAGCCAGGUUGUUGUUGGGCGCACCAUGCAGUUAGGUGCUGGACCUCCUCCCUAUAGGCCGUCUCAUCGUUGUUGCUGAUGAGACCAAUCACCGUAGUGUCGUCUGCAAACUUGACAAUCGUAUCGGAACCAUGUAUAGUUGUGCAGUCGUAGGUGAAGAGGGAGUAGAGGAGGGGGCUCAGCACACAGCCCUGUGGAACGCCAGUGUUCAGGGUGAGGGUUGAGGAAGUGUGUUCAUCCAACCUGACAGACUGUGGUCUGUUGGUUAGGAAGUCCUGUAUCCAGGUGCAGAGGGAGGUGUUGAUGCCCAGCUCAGUAAGCUUGGUGAUCAGUUUGGAGGGGAUGAUGGUGUUGAACGCUGAGCUGAAGUCAAUAAACAGCAUUCUGACAUAGGUGUUGCUGUUGUCAAGGUGGGAGAGGGCGGAGUGGAGUGCCGUGGAGAUGGCAUCCUCUGUGCUCCUGUUCUGGCGGUAGGCGAAUUGGAAAGGGUCCAGUGUGGGUGGCAGGCAGGUUUUGAGGUGAGCCAGGACUAGCCUCUCGAAGCACUUUGAGAUGAUGGGGGUAAGUGCAACUGGGCGGAAGUCAUUCAGGCUCGCUGCAGUGGAGUGUUUUGGCACCGGCACGAUGGAGGAGGUUUUGAGGCAAACGGGGACAACUGCUUGGGCUAGUGACAGGUUGAAAAUGUCAGUCCAGACCUCAGUCAGCUGCACAGCACAGGCCCUGAGAACCCGUCCGGGGAUACCAUCAGGCCCAGCAGCCUUCCGUGCAUUAGUCCUGCUCAGUGCUGCACACACGUCAAUGGGGGAGAGAGUGAGGGGCUGGUGGUUUGCAGGGAGCACAGCCUUGAUGGCCACCUCCCUGUUUUCCCUAUCAAAGCGUCCAUGUAAUGUAAUCUUACUACAAAAUCUUUAUUAAGGUGAGUGCUGCAGCACUCAACUAUUGUUCUUAAGUUCUAUUAUUUCUUUCUUUCUAUCUUUCUUUCUUCUUUAUUAUUCUCUACAAACUUUGGGUCCUAUCUUCUUCCUGAAAUGUUCAGAAUAGCUUGGAAUCACACGGUUCUUUUCAGAUUAUUAUAUUUAAUACUUUUUAAGAAAUUCUACUUUAAAAUACUAUCUUUUUUUUAACAUUGGAGUCAAUGGGACUGUUACUUCAACUGGAGGACUUAACUAAAUCAAUUUUCAACCGUUUAUCUUCGUUCAAACCAUUUAACAAAUCUACGGAAUCAUUUCUUUCUUCAACUUUCUUCAGAAUCACAGUUUUAGUUUCAUACCGGCUUCAUUUUCAGCUGUUUUCAUUGAAGACGUCUGCCCAUUCUGACACUCGUACUUCUUAAAGGUCCCAUGGCAUGCCACCCGGUGUGGUUUGAUUAGCCGGUACAAGCCAUUUUGGAAAUCUGCCCCUUAUGACAUCACAGGUGGGCGUGUCCACCUAGUUGUGUGCUGGAUAGAUCAGUCUACCAGCCUACCCAGUGGACUGUAGAAAACGUUGCUCAUCUAUCCGUCACACAUCUAGGUGGACACGCCCACCUGUGAUGUCCUAACGGGGCAGAUUUCCUCACGAGUUUGUCAUAAAUGUACAUAUAUGAAUUACAAACAGGCUAUUUUUUCACUUAAGCCCAGUUCAGACCAAAGAUUCACCUUGCAACGAGACGGUUUUAGAACGUCGCAGGGGCGGUGUGAACCGGUCGUUGCAAGGAGUCGCAAGGAGUUGCAAGGAGUCGCCAGAGAUUGAACAUGUCAAAUCGCAAGGUCCAGUUUUAGAACGCGGCGAUUUAACUAUUUCUCUUCAGCCAAUCACAGCACAGAACAACUUGUACGUCGCGGCCUUACUCCGUCCCGGUACCGUACUGUCCACCCCAGCAUAAAAAUAUCAGAUUGAAAUAUCCGAUAUCCGGAGAAUGGCAAAACACAGUAACUCUAGCCUACUCUCAAGCAAAAUAAAAAUAAAACUAAUUGCAAACCUAACUAAUUGCAAACCUAACUAAUUGCAAACCUAACUAAUCGCAAACCUAACUAAUCGAACCUACGCAAAUGAUGCUGUUGCGGCUCUCAGCUGUGCCAGAGAUUUCACAGUUGCUAGGGAAACCACCUAGCGUCGCAGCCCGCUGCAGCCAGUGUGAACAGCCCAGUUUUAGAACGUCGCAGCCCGUCUCGUCGCAAGGAGACGCAAGGAGUUGCGAGUUGCAAGCCGCCCAGUCUGAACUGGGCCUUAGGGUCUAAGAAAUAAAUAUGCAAAUAAAAUAAUUUAAUUAAUUGCUAUCUAUUGUUGUCGUGGAUAUUUUCUAAUCACAGUGGUCUAGCAUCUGCCCUUUACAUCAGAGAAAUUAGGCCUAACAAUAACCCAUUGUAUAGUUAAUGUUAAUAAUAAUGUUACUGAUGAGCCUUUGUCACAAUUACAAAGACACUGCUGCAUGGGAAAUUGCAAGCACAUAUAUUCGAUUCAGGUGAGUUUCUCGGCAGGCGACCAAGACUAUCUGUUGUUGUUAAUACGUCUUUUUCUUCAUUACUCUCAAUGCCAGGGGGAUAAGGGAUAUUUUUAAGCGCAAAGAGUUAUUUUUGUUUGUCAAGCAGCACAAAUCUGAUUUCUGUUUCAUUCAAAAGUCAAACUCAGUUCCGGAUGAUGGUAUAUUAGGGAGAUCCCAGUGGAGAAAUGAUCUGUGGCAGGCUCAUGGGUCUGAACAUUCUGCUGAUGUUGCGACUCUAAAAUAUAAUUUUCCAGGGACUAUUCUAUUAUCCGUCAGUGAUACAUAGUGUUAACCGUUGAAAACGUUACUUUGGUAAUUAUUUACCUAUAUGGCUCUAAUUCUAACCAUGAGAAACAUGAAACAUUAGAGAGGCAUAUACAAAAUACCCUUAAUAGCUUUCCAAAUUCAGGUAUAGAAAUAGGGGGAGAUUUCAACAUGAUAUAAGAUCACAACAUUGACUGUUGGCCUCCACGUGCUUCCACUGCAGUAAAUUUAAACGUACAAUUAUUUAUGCAAAAAUACGACUUGACUGAUGUAUGGAGGUUUAACAAUCCUAACAUAAAUGCCUUUACUUGGAGCAAUAGAAGUGCCACCAGACGUUCACGAUUGGACUAUUGGUUAGUUUCUGAUCAAUUGAAUAUUGAUAAAAUAUUAGUUAAUAUCAUCAUAACCCCAUUAACAGAUCAUAAUGCAGUCUCCAUUCACUUUACUUUACUUACAUAGCGGCAUUUGGCAGACGCCUUUGUCCAAGGCGACAUACAACAUAUAAAAAAACACAUCAUGACAUUAAGUGCCAACAUAGCACAAACUGAUAAAAGAAGGGGAAGUGAACAUUUGUUUUUAGAAGGACUGAGUGAUCUGGAGCCUAAGCGUCUUAAGGCAGGGAGGAACAGCUGAAGUAGGUGAGUCUUUAGAUGUUUUUUAAAAGUGUCCAGACUGGGGGACGAGCGGAUGGGGCCCGGGAUGUCGUUCCACCAUUGUGGCAACAGGAAGGAAAACAGUCUCGACUGGGACUUUGUGGUGGUGUUGGCGCGGCGUAGGAGACGUUCCUGGGAUGAGCGCAGGGGUCUGGCAGGGGUGUAGGGCUGUAUAAGCACACUGAGAUAGGAUGGCGCGGACCCUGCGAGAACCCUGUAGGCCAGGGUCAAGGAUUUGAAUUUAAUCCUUGCUUCGAUGGGGAACCAGUGCAGUGAGACCAGGAGAGGUGUUACAUGUGCCCUCUUUGGUUGUGAGAAGAUGAGGCGGGCUGCUGCGUUCUGUAUCAUCUGGAGAGGUUUGAUGGUACAUGCUGGAAGGCCAGUCAGUACGGAGUUGCAGUAAUCGAGUUUUGACAAGACCAUGGUCUGAGCGAGAAAUUGGGCUGAGUACUGGGAGAGAUAGGGUCUGAUCUUCCUGAUGUUGUAUAGUGUGAAUCUGCAGGAUCUGGUGACUGUAGCAAUAUGUUCAGUGAAGGUGAGGCCAUUGUCUAUUAUUGCGCCUAAGUUUCGAGCAGUGUUGGUUGGUGACAGGGAGAGUGAAUCCACCUGAACAUUGAUAUGGUGGGAGAUGCUCUGUUUUAGCAGGGAACACUAGCAGUUCAGUUUUUGCUAGGUUAAGCUGCAAGUGGUGAUCUUUCAUCCAGAUAGAGAUGUCCCGCAGGCAAGCAGAGAUCCUAGCCGAAAUUGAGGGGUCUUCUGGGGAAAAGAACAGAGUGUCGUCUGCGUAGCAGUGAUAAGAGAGUUAUAAGAUCUCUCUUAUCACGGCUAUAAGAUCAAGAAAAAGGUGGUUUGAAGAUCGGGAACAGAACUCUGCCUAUAUUUUCGGCUUAGAAAGAUAUCAUGGGAAAUUCCAUUUAAUCCAGCAAUUUAAUAUUAACGAUACUAUAAUUUAUAAUCCGAAGAGCAUAGCUGUUUUCUGUUUGGACUUCUAUAGAAAUGUAUACAAAUCACAAUAUUGCCAUCAAUCAGCCACUACUUUCUUGAAACCACUUAUCGUCACACCAAUCUCUCAAGAUGAUAGGAAAUUUUGCGAUGAUAACCUUGCAGGAAAUCACAUUGGCUAUUGAAAAUUGUAAAACUAAUAAAUAUCCUGGAGUUGAUGGCCUCUCUGCAGUUUUUUCAGGCUUUUACACAAGAUUUAGCUCCCUUUCUACUGGAAGUUAUAUUCGAAAGUGUUGAAAAAGGUUCUUUAUCUCCAUCACUGACCCAAGGCUUAAUUUCAUUAAUCCCCAAACCCAAAAAUGAUUCACUGUUGAUUGAUAUUUGGCGACCUAUUACGUUACUAAACACUGACUACAACAUUUUUGCCUCAAUAAUUGCAAAACAAUUGAAUGUUUUAUACCCUAUUAUUGUUGAAGUCCAAUCCAGAUUCAUGAGAAAAAGACAUAACUCAAACAAUAUUCGGCUUGUCAUAGAUAUAAUUGAUUAUUCAUUUUUAUGUCCUGAUGAUAGCUUUUUCUUUUUGUUGGACUUCUAUAAAGCUUUUGACACAGUAUAACAUAACUUUAUAUUUCAAACUAUUGAGAAAUUGGUUUUUGGUGAUCUUUUCUGUAAAGCUGUUAGAACAAUGUACUCCAAAGGCAAUAGCUCUAUCAGAUUAAAAAAUGGGACUUUGCCGAGAUCUGAGCUGCAAAGAGGCAUCCGGCAGGGCUGCCCUGCCUCUCCCUACCUAUUAAUUUUAUGUACACAACUUCUUUCCACCCAUAUUAAAAAUAGUGCUUUAAAAGGAAUUUAAAUUGCAGAAAGAGAAGUGAUCCUCACCCAAGUAGCAGAUGAUACUACAUUAUUUUUAAAAAAUGCCAGCCAAACAAUAUCAUUAUUUUCCGCAGCUUCUGGACUCUGCUUAAAUCUGAAGUGUGAACUUUUUUCCCUUAAAGAAAGCAACACCUCUCAGGUUUGUAACAUACCAAUCGAAGAUAAGAUUAAUUAUCUAGGGAUUAAUAUAAUGAAAAAUUAGGAGGAGAGAUGCUCUGUACACUUUAAUUUGAUUAGUGAUAAGACAAAGAAAAACCUUAAUCAAUGGCUGCAGAGAGAUUUAUCCUUGAAAGGACGAGUAUUGUUGACAAAGGCAGAAGGUUUAUCUCAUCUUACAUAUGCAGCUAUCCCCUUGUUUGUCAACAAAAAACUCUGUAACUCCAUUGAUGAAUUACUUUCAGUUAGAUUUGGAAAAAUCUGUUAUUAUGAACACCUUUGACACGGUGGUCUAAAUUUUCUUGAUUUAACAACCCUUAAUAUUACUUUUAAAAUAAAUUGGAUAAAGCAUUUUCUAAAAAAUCCCACAUCUACAUGGAAUUUUAUACAUAACUAUAUUUUCUCUAUUGUUGGAGGUCUAGAUUUUUUUCUUUUAUGUGAUUAUAAAAUAGAAAAUAAAUCCCUUAAUUUUAUCCAAAUUCCACAAACAAAUGCUCUUAGCAUGGUCGUUAAUCUACAAACAUAAUUUCUCCCAUAGGUGCUUCAUCUGGAAUAAUCGGCUUAUUAAAUUCAAGAAUAAAUCUUUUUUUUUUAUAAAACUUGGUUCAAUAGAAGCAUAAUUCUAGUAUCCAAAUUACUAAAUGAUAAUGAAACUUUGCUGAAUUAUUCUGAAUUCCUUCACACUUUUGGCAUUCCAAUCACCCCAAAAGAGUUUACUAUUGUUACGGAUGCCAUCCCAUCUGGUAUUUUAACUCUCUUGAGAGGGACUGGAAAACCAGACUGUUUACCAGCUUUGGACCCUAAAUUGACCUCAGUUGGUAAUGUUAACUGCCGCGUUUCCACUGCAGGGUGCGGAACGGAUCGGAUCGCAAAGGUGCGGUACGUAGGGAGGGGGCGGUAUAGCCCUGGGCCCCGUUUCCCGAAAGCGUCGUUAGCCUAACGCCCCUUGCCCACUACCUCCGUCAGUUGUCCGUUGCCCAUUGACUUUGAAUGGGGACGGACGCGCAAUGCAUUGUGGAUCCGUCCGUUCAGUUGGAGCGUUCGCCACCGUCAGAAAGUUGAAAAAUGUUCAACUUUUUCGGCAGCGACGGUUCCGUCAUCCAAUCAGAUCGCGUAUGCAAAUUUAAGCACUGUGACGCGACUCGGGCUCUGACGAUACUGGAAAGUGGGAAAGCGGGUCAUCUUGCCUCGCAACAAGCAGGAAGAAGCGGGAAGAACCCGGCGAAGCGAUUUGAUUGGCUGACGGAUGCCUCUGCAAAGACUACUCCCCCAUCCGUCAGCCACGCCUUCCCACGUCCGUUGACUGACGGUGCAGUGGGCACGAGGCGUUAGUGGAUCGUGAAGUGCGUCGAAAGGGCAUCGUAGAGUUUUCACCGCGUUUCCCGAAAGCAUCGUGGGGAACGAACGUCUUGAAAACGCUCGUAGCUAACGAGUACUCCAGGGGUGCUCGUAGGUACUCGUAGGACGCUAAGAGCAUCGUCAGCUAUAGCCUCAGUGGCGUCACCAUCGGACAUUCCGUAUAUUGGAUGCGUUUUAUUAAAACGCAUUGCGCCUUUAUGUUCUUAGUUUGGUAAUUAAUAAAGAUUAUUAAUUAAUUUAUUAAUAAAGAUGUUAAAAUGGCCAAAAUAAAACGGGCCAGUCCAGAAAAUGUUUGCGCAGGCAGGGCACUCAAAAUGUGUGAGAGAAAGUGGGGGGAUUUGUGCAGACUGACAUACGAUACUCAUAAAACGUAGCAUAAAAUAAUGUAAAAAAAUAAAUAAAUUAAACAAAUUAAAAUUGGUCACGUUGACGGGAAUGUUUAGUGACAUGAGGGAGGGUGGAGGGGGUUAAAAAAAAGUCUCAAUCACUAUUCGACGCGCAUGAAAACCAGCCGCGUAGUUAUGAGGGAGGCCGUCCUCACACCAAUCUUCCUCAUCGUCAUCGUCCUCAACGUCCUCCGGUUCAAGCAAUGCCACCCCAGCCUUAGCUGCAAUGUUGUGCAACAUAGCCGUCACACAUAUCACGGCGCAUGACUUGGCCGGCGAAAACUGGAGCCCUCCGCCUGACUUGUGAAGGCAUCUAAAGCGCAACUUCCACCUCCCGAUCGUGCGCUCAACGAUGCACCGGGCCAGACGGUGGGCUUCGUUGUAUUCCUCAUCAUGGACGUCUCCCGGGUUAUUCACAGGUGUGAAGAGGAAUUAUUUCAGGGGGGAAAAUGCCGUGAAACGCACAGUGCAUUCAGGAUUAGGACUGAUAUAUGUCGGUUUAAGCCUAAUCAAUUGUGUUUUAAUGUCUUUAGCAUUCAUAUAAUUGCAGUAAAAAAAUUUUGUAGGCUACUCUGCUGUUGUCCUUGAUGGGGAUAUAUUUUAACCCUUUUUAACACAAUUUUCCUGCGACAUUCCUGCGUCUCCCCCUCCUACGGAGCCCUUUUCAGCACCGUGUCAGUAGACAGUUACAAUCGACGUCGUGAGUGCAGCGAAUGCGCGUUCACGUUAAGAGGAGUUUCGGGAAACGCUCCAAAGAAAUUGACGAUGGAUCGCAAGAUCCAUCGUGAGAAUGAUCGUACGAGCGUGGAUCCAUCGUUAUCGGGAAACGGGGCCCAGCUCAGUUCCGAGGUCGCGUUUCCACUGCCGACAGUACCCUUUGUGGUAGGCCGGAUGUUGAUCGCCGCGGCAGCUACGUAAACAUCGUAAACAACGUCUUCCUCCCCAAGAAUGCAGACGAACGUCUCCACCUCCUUGUUCGCCCAAGCAAGCGUUUUACACGACAUGUUAAUUGUAAAGAAUAAUACCUCGAGGCUACUGUUUGUUUGUUUUUAUCCCCGCGUCACCCGGAAGUGAUGAUUCUGUCGACCAAUCAACGGAGGGGGUGUCUAGCUAGAAUUUCCCGGGACCCUUUCAGGCGUCUCGUCUCGUUUUCGGUACCCCAACGGAGGAGUCCCGAGAACGAGGCCGGAACGGGUACGGCAAAGUCCGGGUCACGCCCACUUUUGGCGGUGGAAACGCGACCCGAUCCGCACCUUUGCGAUCCGAUCCGUUCCGCACCCUGCAGUGGAAACGCGCCAUGUAUAUGUUUCGCUACCACAAUGAGGAAUAAUAAUCGUAACAUUCGCUCUUUAUUCCAGAGAGAUGUCAACAGUACCCCUAAUGUUGUUCCCUAUUGGUCUAAUUUUGUUGACAACUUGAAUUUGGGAAAUAUCUGGAACCUUCCUUAAAAAUACCUCCUUACGAAUAAAGUAAGAGAAAUGUCAUUCAAAAUCAUACAUAGGUAUUAUCCUGCUAAGCAAUAUCUCCUUAGGUUUAAGUUUGACGUAUGUGUUAACUGUUCUUUAUGUGGAAUAUGUACAGAAACAAUGGUGCACCUGUUCUGGCAAUGUCCCUACACCACCACUUUAUGGAAAGAUCUAUCCCGAUACAUUACCGAUAAACUUGUCGCUGAUUUUUCUUUGUUGUGGAAAGAUGUACUGUUUGGUUUCCAUGACAACAAAAGUAAAAAACAAAGAAAUGUACCUGAUUAAUUCGUUGAUCAUUUUAGGGAAACAACAUAUUCACAAAGCCAAAUUUAGUAACUCUAAACCUUCUUUUAUUGCUUUUGGUAGGGAAAAAGAGAAUGUCAAAACCAUCUAUGACUCAAAAAAUAAGAAUGCUGCUAAAUCCAUUCAGUUAUGCUCUAUUUUUAAUGUAUGUAUUUGAAACUCCCCCUGGCUCUGCUGUUGAUCAAUUAUUAAUGACUGUUUGCUUGUUCUUGUUUGUAUCGUAAAGAUUUAAUAAAGAUCAUGAGCACGCACAAGAGAAACAUGAAAGAGAAACAAGAGAAACACAACAAGCACGCACGCACCAGCAGUACAGGACAAUACAUUUGACCUUUCAGAUACUUCAGUUCAAUUAAUUGUACAUUUCUACAUUUUUAGCAAUGCUUUGCGCUUUUCAUUCAGCUGUCACUUUAUUCCAAAUAAAGUGACAGCUUUGGACAAAUUUGGAAACUUUAUUUCCAAAUUUACAUUUACUUAGAUGGUGUGCAUGUUUACAUUGUUUAGGCCUACUCCAUUUUACUUUUGUUCAAAUCCCUUCACUUGUGGCUUGAUUUAAAGGCCGUGUUGCAGGGUUUAUUUUCCAACGAAUUUGUGCAAUUUGCUUGUGGGUAUUUAAGAUUUAAACUGUUAUUUAUUGUAUUUAAUGUUGUUAGGUAUCACAAAGCGGAAUGUUAUACGAAAAAGUAGGUAGCCUACUAUUUUAGAGGUUUGCUAUUGAUUCCCUCAGAAUGGGGAGACACGGACCAAAGCC